GAUCGUUUCGAUUUCGUUUCCCGGAAGGAUCGCUCCGAAGCCUCAGCGGCCGCAGAGCCAGGACGGGACGGACCGGGACCCCCGGGGUGGGAGCGGUUCCCCUCCGCCUCUGGGGAUGCAGGGUAAAUUGGCAGUCAGUUCUUCCAGCCCUGUUGUCGCAGCUUCAUUAGCACCCCUGUCCCAGGCCGGCCAAACACCCAUCAGAGAGGGGGAGAUCUUCAAGCUUCCAGGCAGGCUGAGAAUCCAACCCUCCCUGUGGAGCAAGGAUGAUGUGAUCCACUGGCUAAGAUGGGCUGAGAAAGAGUAUUCCCUUCGACAAAUCGAUGAAAGCAAGUUUGAAAUGAACGGCAAAGCCCUGUGCAUCCUCACCAAGGAUGACUUCAGACACCGAGCUCCGAGCUCAGGUGAUGUGUUAUAUGAAGUACUCCAGUAUGUUAAGACUCAAAGAAGAGCUCUGGUGUGCAGUCCUUUGUCCAGCUCACCCUUUGGGGAAGCCAGGAGCACAGAGGAAGGGGCAGACUGUAGAGCUGAGGUUGUCCCAGCUGCUGUUUUCUCCUCCCUGGAUCGUGCAGAACAGUCUGUGUCCCGCAGCCACGUGGAGCCACUGAACCUCUCUCCCAACGGCUUGGAGGGCAGCUGCGGGGCAGAUGCCAUCUGCUCUUUUCCUACAGCCCAGUCAGCCCCAGUGGAUGGGAAAAUUGCAGACUGCAGGUUGCUGUGGGAUUAUGUGUACCAGCUCCUCUCCGACAGCCGCUAUGAGCCUUACAUCAAGUGGGAAGACAAGGAAGCCAAGGUCUUCCGUGUUGUUAACCCAAGUGGACUUGCCCAGCUCUGGGGGAACCACAAGAACCGGAUGAACAUGACAUAUGAGAAGAUGUCACGAGCGCUCAGACACUAUUACAAACUCAACAUUAUCAAGAAGGAGCCCGGGCAGAAGCUGUUGUUCAGGUUUUUGAAGACUCCUGGGGAGAUCAUCUAUGAGAAAUCCAGCAAACUGGAGCAGCUGGAGAAUGAGGACAGUGAGGAUUUGAAAGAAGACCCACUGGAGGUUUUACCAUAGGAAGUUUGUGAAGGUGGCACUUGCAGUGUGUCACAGACGGAUUUGUGCUCCCCUGGGAGGUGUCAGCGUCUCUGGCAUCUCCUGAGCACAGAUCUGGUCCUGGAUUACAAAACCUGCCCCGAGCCAAAGCUGCAACAUCUCUUCAUCAGCAAAACACACACAAACUGUCCCCCAGCCUGGAAAAUACAGGUGAACGUGUGGGCUACUCUUCUGCUUGCUUCUCUUCUGUCCUCUAGGAGGGAAUGUAGUACUUUUGCUCUGUAAAUGUUGAUGCUUGUCUUUAAAGCUGAAACUCGUUGGUAAAGAGUGCUCCCUCCUUACAGCAAGACACGCUGAGCGGAGAACACCACAGGAUGCGAUCUGGAUUAAGCAUCUACCGAAGUGCUCUUGGAGAACAGGCUGCUCAGAAUCUGAGCCAUUUCCCUGAUUCAAGAUUGGACUUAAUUUGCAGAUACGCUGCCUGUAACCUCACAGCAGCCGGUGAGAUUGCUCCUGUGAUUAAGAGUGCUGAAAUAUCUCCCUGGAUUGGGACUGGCUGGAGCUCCAGGCUGCAUGGAUGCCCAAAGAUGUGUCUCAUUUUAAUUCCUUUCACUCCAUGUCAUGUUUUUUCUAAUUAAGUGGCUAAAUAAUGUGAAAAGGAAUGAAGUCAGUUAUGAAUAUGACCAUACUUAAUGGACAUGUGGUUAUUUGCUUUGAUUCCAAAUUAUAGAAGCAUAGAGUCAUGGAAUGGUUUGUGUCAGAAGGGACCUCAAAGCCCAUCCAGUUCCACCCCCUGCCAUGGGCAGGGACACCUCCCACUGGAUCAGAGGCUCCAAGAACCA
Molecule: messenger RNA, 1881 nt
Organism: Cuculus canorus (common cuckoo)
Lineage: Eukaryota; Metazoa; Chordata; Aves; Cuculiformes; Cuculidae
Gene: ETV7
Product: ETS variant transcription factor 7
Exons: 8
Biological process (GO): cell differentiation; regulation of transcription by RNA polymerase II
Cellular component (GO): nucleus
Molecular function (GO): sequence-specific DNA binding; DNA-binding transcription factor activity, RNA polymerase II-specific
Source: RefSeq, a predicted model, not a curated record